This is a messenger RNA of Camelina sativa (false flax), 3329 nucleotides long. The record is from RefSeq and is a predicted model, not a curated record. Lineage: Eukaryota; Viridiplantae; Streptophyta; Magnoliopsida; Brassicales; Brassicaceae.
UAUGACAUGCCCAUUGGGUGAACAUCUGUUGACCUUAUCUCCAUUGUCAUCAGUCAUCACCAUCACCAAGGUCUCCUAGAUUCUCACGAAACUCUUUCUACUAUUUUAUUUUAUAAGGACAAGAUAUCAUUAUUAGCGCGCACACACACACACAAGAAAAACUGUUUCUCUCAAGAAGAGCACCAGAGAUGGAGGAAAUGAAGCCAUGCGCCGCUAACUCGCCGCCGUUGACUCCUCUUGGUUUCUUAGAAAGAGCAGCCACCGUUUACGGUGACUGUACCUCCAUCGUUUACGGUAGCAACACCGUUUACACGUGGCGUGAAACUAACCUCCGUUGUCUCCGCGUCGCGUCCUCUCUGUCUUCCCUCGGAAUCGGAAGGUCCGACGUCGUCUCCGUCCUUUCUCCCAACACUCCGGCGAUGUACGAGCUCCAGUUCGCUGUUCCCAUGUCCGGCGCAAUCCUCAACAACAUCAACACACGCCUCGACGCACGAACCGUCUCUGUUCUUCUCACCCACUCUGGAUCUAAGCUUCUCUUCGUCGACGUCUUCUCUCGCGAUCUCGCCGUCGAGGCGGUCGCGAUGAUGACGACUGAUCCGCCGAUCCUAGUCUUCAUCGCCGAUAAGGAAGAGGAAGGUGGAAGUCGUGCUGACGCGGCCGAUCGCAACAAGUUCAGUUACACUUACGAUGAUCUGAUCCAGAGAGGUGAUCCGAAUUUUAAAUGGAUCCGACCUGAAAGCGAAUGGGAUCCGAUUGUGCUUAAUUACACUUCUGGUACGACUUCGGCACCUAAAGGAGUGGUCCACUGCCACAGGGGAAUCUUCGUAAUAUCGGUUGACUCUCUAAUCGAUUGGACCGUACCGAAAAAUCCGGUUUACUUAUGGACUCUACCGAUGUUUCACGCUAACGGCUGGAGCUAUCCGUGGGGGAUCGCCGCCGUCGGAGGAACUAACGUCUGUUUGCGAAAGUUUGACGCGCCGUUAAUUUACCGUUUGAUUCGUGAUCACGGCGUCACGCACAUGUGUGGAGCUCCGGUGGUGCUCAACAUGUUGUCUGCGACUCAGGAAUCUCAGCCGUUGAACCGUCCCGUCAACAUCUUAACCGCCGGUGCUCCUCCUCCAGCUGCUGUUCUCCUCCGAGCAGAGUCAAUCGGUUUCGUGAUCAGUCACGGUUACGGAUUAACGGAAACCGCCGGACUAAACGUCUCUUGCGCGUGGAAGCCGCAGUGGAACCGGUUACCGGCGACUGAUCGGGCGAGGUUGAAGGCACGGCAAGGAGUGAGAACCCUUGGGUUUACUGAAAUAGACGUGGUGGAUCCUGAAUCGGGUCGGGGCGUUGAGAGAAACGGCGAAACCGUCGGAGAAAUAGUGAUGAAAGGAAGCUCGGUCAUGCUUGGUUACUUAAAAGAUCCGAGCGGAACAGAGAAGGCUUUAAAGAACGGGUGGUUUUACACCGGAGACGUUGGUGUGAUUCACACGGAUGGUUAUCUGGAGAUCAAAGAUAGAUCGAAAGAUAUAAUUAUAACUGGAGGAGAGAAUGUGAGUAGCGUUGAGGUGGAAGCGGUUUUGUAUACGAAUCCGGCGGUGAGUGAAGUGGCGGUGGUGGCGAGACCUGAUGAGUUUUGGGGAGAGACGCCGUGUGCGUUUGUGAGUUUGAAAGAAGGGUUGAGUCGGAGACCGACGGAGGAGGAGUUGAUAGAGUAUUGUAGGAAGAAGAUGCCAAGGUAUAUGGUUCCUAAAACUGUGUCGUUUAGGGAUGAGCUGCCCAAGACUUCGACUGGGAAAGUUAUGAAGUUUGUACUUAGGGAGAUUGCUAAGAAUAUGGGUAUGACGAGGUUAAGUCGGAUGUAAGAAAAAAUCCCUGAUUUUUAGUUUUUUUAUGCCAAAAAAUAAAGCAAAACAAAAGGAAAAAUCUAAGGGGAGUUGUUAUAUAGUAUCCCCAUAUCUGUUGUAAGAGACGCUACGUGUCAGCGUGCUACUGAACGAAAGUUUUUGUUAAGAAACAAAAAAAACUUCUCGUGUUUCUCUUUCUUCCUCUUCUCUCUCUUUCUUUCGCCUCUGCAAUCGGAAGAGAUUUUUCUCUCAAAUCGGAACCAAUCGGUAAAUCUCCUUCAGCAAUCUCUUUCUCGUGCUUGCUCAGGGAGUUAGGUUGGCUAUGGCUGUUUUAGCUAGGAUUUAUCGCGAUAUUGGUGUCUUGAAAGAGCAUCUCGCUGGUAGUAGGGAAAAAGAGACCGUGGUGGUGAAAGUCUCCGCUUCAGUUUGUGAAGGUUUGGGCUUUAGAGAGAAUCAUGGAGUUUCAACUACCAGUGCAGCCAAGUCAGUUAGAGCCCUUUGAACCACAUAUAGCACGGUGACACCAACAUACUGAUCAUGCUGGCAGUCAGGAUGUGUCCUUGAAGAUAUUAGAGCGGUUGUGAACUCGGCCAAAGAAAGCUUUGAGUUUUGACUAUAGUCCCUGUGAAGAACUUCAAAUUCCAAAGGUUUAAGUGGAAAAUGACCGUUUGAUUCGUGUAAUAAGACCUGAGAGACCACUGUAGGCUUUGGUCGGUGUUUGAGGUUCGCAAAACUGGUUGAGUGUUUUUUUCCAUAUAUUAAAAGGUAGGGUUCAAUUAAUAGAGUUAUCAUCUCCCCUGCCUCUAAAAUCAUCAUGAAGCUUAGAAGGAGAAGGGCUUCGGAAGUGGUGAGUGUUCCUAAACCACGUUAUUAAAGUGAUUGAUUAUGUUCUUCGUAAUACCUCCAAGUGGUCUAUGGUUCCGAGGAGAGCUUGUUGCCUGAAUGCUUAUACAUUAUCUUUCGGAGGGCAAAAGAUUUUGGGGGUGGAGUAUUCUCGCUUGCUGCUACCAUCAUGAGUGAUCUCAUUCAUAAAGAUCCCACUUGUUUCAAUGCUUUAGAUUCAGCUAGUAUAACGUCUUGUUCUUGUUUGUUUUUGGAUUAAUAAUGCAGCUCGGCUACUAACAGGUUGAUCACAUCAAAGGAUCAUGCAUUGGUCAUCUCGAUGCUGAUGGGGUGUACACUGACAUUGUUAACACUUUCUUGAAACGAUAUAGGGUGAUGCCGACAGUGGAGUCGACAGGCUAUGGCAGAAGAAGAAAGUUGAAGCCAAACAACAGUAAGACCAACAAGCUUUGUUUUCUAGUUUCUAGGUUUCUUUUUGAAAUCUAGAUGUGAACCUUUGUCUUCAUCACAAUCUUCAUCACAAUCUAUUUCUCUUCAUCAAAAUCUUCUCUUUUCACCUAUGUAACAUAUCCAUCAAAAGUUAAAUCAUGAUUCAUGAUGACUCUUAUUUAGUAUUCUCUACUACUAUAUCAAGUUUGAGUUUCAUAUUUACUA